Messenger RNA from Symbiodinium pilosum, 436 nucleotides. The record is from the annotation of a GenBank genome assembly. NCBI's taxonomy places the organism in Eukaryota, Dinophyceae, Suessiales, Symbiodiniaceae.
GUUGACCCUCUUCGCCCAGGAUCCCAAUGCAAUCAAGGCCGCAGUGGAGCGCGAGAUGAUGAACCCCAGCAAGCAGUUCGUGUUCCAGAAAUGGAAUCCCAAGGAGCAAAAACUCGAGAUAGAUCCAGACCGCAACGUUCUAAGCGUGGAACAGAUCCAGCAGCUCCUCCAGGAAUUGGGAACACACUGCAAGGACAACAUCAUCGCAAAAUUCAACUCGGUGCGCAAGAUGAAGCGAGAACCAGAGGAGAACGAAAAAGCCGUAUUCGUGGUAGAAGUUGCCCUGAGAUCCCAGGAAGCACACCGAGCGCAGGAGUUGAUGUCACAGCUAGCCAACUGCACGGUGUGGAACCUUGUGGCAGCGCAAAUGCACCCACCAUCCCUGAAAAGACACGGUCUGGCAGCUGUGCUCCAGAAGGCCUUGGAGGCCGAGUAG